Molecule: messenger RNA, 1338 nt
Organism: Ipomoea triloba (trilobed morning glory)
Lineage: Eukaryota; Viridiplantae; Streptophyta; Magnoliopsida; Solanales; Convolvulaceae
Product: uroporphyrinogen-III synthase, chloroplastic
Exons: 10
Coding region: 49-966 (305 amino acids)
Biological process (GO): uroporphyrinogen III biosynthetic process
Cellular component (GO): chloroplast
Molecular function (GO): uroporphyrinogen-III synthase activity
Source: RefSeq, a predicted model, not a curated record
ACAGGUGGCCGUUUUGGGCGAUCUACCGCGCAACACGUUACCGUCGUCAUGCCUCACCUUUCGCUCUCCUUUCUCUCUCCUCUUCCUCCUCCCUCACGUCCCUCUACCACUCAUCUGCGACUCCACCGGAGCAGAAUCUCUCCUCGCUGCGUUAGAAUUGAAUCUUCUGAUCCUUUACUCUCCUCGUCUUCAUCUUCCAAGCAGCCGACAGUUGUCGUCACCAGAGAACGCGGCAAGAACGGCAAACUCAUCAAGGCUUUGGCAAUACAUGGGAUUGAUUGUCUUGAGCUUCCUCUCAUACAACACACACACCUACCUGAUUUGGAUAGACUUCCUUCGGUGUUGAGUCAAAACACCUUUGACUGGAUUGUCAUAACUUCACCAGAGGCUGGUCUGGUUUUUCUUGAUGCUUGGAAGGUUGCUGGAACCCCAAAUGUCAGAAUUGCUGUUGUUGGGGCUGGUACAGCUAGCAUAUUUGAUGAAGUUACUCAAUCGUCAAAGCAGUACCUUGAUGUUGCCUUUGCACCAUCCAAAGCGACUGGUAAGGUUUUAGCUUUAGAGCUUCCUAAGCAUGAGAAUAAAAGAUGUACUGUUCUAUAUCCUGCUUCAGCAAAAGCCAGUGGUGAGAUUGAGGAAGGCCUUUCAAAGCGUGGAUUUGAGGUUACUCGGUUGAAUACAUACACUACGGCACCCAUCCAACAUGUUGAUGAGGCACUUCUUAAAAUAGCACUAUGUGCUCCUGUUGUUGCAGUAGCAUCACCUUCUGCCAUUCGUGCAUGGGCUAAUUUUGUUCCAGCAUUGGAAGAGUGUGGCAAUGCAAUAGCAUGCAUCGGUGAAACAACUGCUUUGGCAGCUAAAAGACUAGGACUGAGGAAUGUGUAUUAUCCGGAAAAUCCUGGUCUUGAUGGGUGGGUUGAUAGCAUUCUUGAGGCCCUGGGAGUCCUUGAGAAAAUGCAGAGUGUAUAAAAAAUUAAAUGUUGUAUCUUCUGUGUUCCUAGAUGUUUAUCUGGCAGGGAGUUUGCUGACGAGGCAAUAAAAGCAUUGGCUGGAAUAAUGUUUUUCAGGAUAUCUUCAGCUGUAUAUAUAUGUUUCAGCAGGUCAUUCUGCUGCGCGAGUGCAGAUAUCCCACGUGGUUCUCUCGAGUUCUAACUGAAAUGUCGCUUGCUUGACCAUGUACAAUUGAAUGUCUAGAUCUGUAUGCAGUUAAACUUUAGGAUAGUUCCUUCUUUAUCUUCUGAAAAAUCAUGUUCAGUGUCUUCCACCUAUUUGGCAUCAGUUGCCUUCUUGUAGCUGAUAUUUUAGCCUCUCAAUUCUAUAUCAUAUAUAUAUAUUUUUUUA